Messenger RNA from Mollisia scopiformis, 3114 nucleotides. RefSeq lists its product as uncharacterized. The record is from RefSeq and is a predicted model, not a curated record. NCBI's taxonomy places the organism in Eukaryota, Fungi, Ascomycota, Leotiomycetes, Helotiales, Mollisiaceae. Gene Ontology annotation, biological process: P-body assembly; deadenylation-dependent decapping of nuclear-transcribed mRNA. Gene Ontology annotation, cellular component: P-body. Gene Ontology annotation, molecular function: RNA binding. The transcript is spliced from 4 exons. The coding region runs from base 248 to 2722 and encodes 824 amino acids.
ACCAUCACCACUUUUCGAUAGCAAUUGGAACCGCAGAUACAAUUCUAUUCUUUUGCCUUCUUGGCCGGCUGGUGUUCCGACCUCAAUCUUUGAGCUUUCGAAUAUCUGCCUUCUCCUUGAUCUUUCUCGAGUCAACUCGACUUCCACAAAAGAUACAGAAAUCACUUUACCCACACGUACUCGUUCGCUCUUGUAUGGAGGCUCUGCAAUUAUAGCUGCGAGAGAAUUCUGAAGAGAUCAAGGAACCAUGUCGUUCUUCCGUUUCGACACCAAUCUGCCCCGCGAUCGCGGACACAACAGUGGUGCGCCUGGCUUCUCACAAGCUGCAGAUCCUUUUGCAGGCUUGUCGGGAAGAGACAAUGACGAUGAUGAUGCACUCGAUUUCGAGGAUACGUACGACGGACUAGGUGACCAGUUAGAUGAGACAGAUGAUGCUUUCAACGACGAUACAUUCGGUGGUGGUGAGGCGGUUGCUGCGAAGAAGCCUGUGGGCAUGGACUUUGACUUCUUUGGACAAACUGCAAAGGUGUCGGAUGCUAUCAGUGAAGAACAAGCUCGAUUCAGUCGUCAACCGCCCCCUGCUAAAGUUGCCCCGUCGACCUCAAUGUUCACACAGCCGUCUGCAAAGCCUGCAAGAACUGGUUAUGAGCGGUACAAGGAACCUGAAUAUAUGCCCGAGAUGCAAGUUGAUGCCAAUCUGUGGGGCGUUGCGCCAAAGCGUUCUACUCCAGUUGUGGCUCAACCGCUUGAAUCACCUUCAACUCCUGGUCUUGCCUCUGGCGGCCGCAAAAUGAUGAGUCUCGAGGAAGUCGAAGCUGCUAUGCGGGCACAGGCCAAGAAGCCAGCCCCAGCGCAAGCCCCUGUCCCGCAACAAGCCCCGGCACCUUCUCAUCCUCAACAUCCGCAACAAUACUCACAAGCUCCCCCGCAGCAGUAUCAGCCUUAUCCUCAACAACCUCGAAAUCCAGAUUACCCAGUUCAAGGCAGCGGUCCACCAAGAGAUGACGCUCGGUCGGUUCCGGUUCCACAACCAGUACAAAUCUUGCAACGGAACCAACAACAGCCGUCUCCUUCCCAAGCAGCACCACCGCAGCCAACCCAAAUCCUCCAGAACCCCAAUCGCUAUUCUGCUGAACAACAAAAUCGGGCUCCUGCUGUACAACAUCCAGGCCACCAAUCACGCCCAUCUGGCUCCCGACAUAUCAUCACCCAUCCACAACAGCUAGCUAAUCUUACUGAAGAAGAGAGGGCUGCUUUUCUGAUGGAAGAUGCAAAGCGUGCAAAGAGAAACCACAAGAUCUUCCUACUCUCCAAAGACAACGGUCUGAUGACUCCGCAAGACAAGAACUUCAUCACUCGAAUCCAGCUACAACAAUUGGUCACUGCCACUGGUAACCCAAAUGAGCACGGUACAGAUGCUGGCUUAUCCGAGGAUUUCUACUACCAGGUCCACAAUCAAAUUCGAGGUGGUCCUCGUCAGCACCCUGGUCAACCUCUAAGUAACUUCGCCCAGACCUAUCUCUUUCAGACGGGUGGCCGGCAUGGAGGCAUGCGACGUCAAGCUCGGGGCGGCGAUAACCACAUGCAACGGAUGGAGCAACAAGUCCAACGAGCCGUUGAAGCUGCCAAGAACAAGCCAAAGAACAAGCAGUUGGUUAUCGAAGGCAGCUUAGGGAAGAUCUCUUUCAGUAACGCAAAGACCCCGAAGCCCUUGCUCAACAUCAAGCGUCCUGAGAGUGGAACAGAUGGACACAGACCUGGUAGCUCUGCUCGUGAUCGCAGACCGCCUGGUGUCAAUGGUAGUGACAGGAAGACCGUCUUGAGGGACAUCGAGAACGUCUACAAUACGUUGAUGAAGAUGGAAGAUCACGCUCGUCAUAUGCCUCCUCCUAUUACUGAUGACAUCAACCCGGAGCUUGUUGGUCUACAUAUGGAUUGGCAAGAAAAGGCAAAGUCUCUGAACGAACAACUGUGGCAGCAACUCAAGAUUCACGAACCAAUCGGGGGCCCUAGUACGCAUCCUUUCAUUGCUUUCUUAUCCUACAGCAAGGGUAAGAAGGCCAUCCCCAGAGUGUUCCGUCACAUUACCCAAGAACAGCGCACUACCAUUUUGACUAUGAUUGUGGUACACUUGGAUCAGUUGGAUGUUGUCCGACAAGCUAUACUCUUGCCAGGAGAAAACCAAGUCAAUGCUGCAGUUCGUGAGCAAGUGGAGCUAUUCUCGUUAGCAGUCAUGCCUCCACUUUUCGGGUUUCUCAAUGAGGCUGAAUUGAACAUUGUUGCCGCUGUUUUGGGUGUUAUCUGCUCUCGCGUCAACGUUGACGUGAUUGCACGAACUAGGAUUGGUGUCAGCAUGUUGACCAUGAUUUUGAGUCGUGCCGAGCUCAUUAAACAAGGUGGUGAUAUUGCGGAACAAGAAUGGGAGCACUGGGUCGGUCAAUACAACACCUUAUUUGACUUGCUCGAGCCUACGCUGCCAAAUAUUUUCCCGGGUACAGUCCAUACUGGCGAGGAUGUCUAUGUUUGGCAAUUUCUUGCCGCAAUUGGUAUUGGUGCCAGCCCCGAGCAGCAGCAACGACUUGUCAUGGCUGUCAAGGAUCGUGUCAUGGAGACUGUUGCUCUCUCCAAGACCCUUCCUGCAGAAAUGUCGAGCCAACGAUUGGCAAACGUCAACCUCUUCAUGCGAUCUAUUGGAUUGGACGUCGACCUGCUUGUUGCGUGAACGAAUAACGUGACGUGUUUCUAGAUUUAUUAGCAUCCAAUUUUUCUUUUCGGUUUUUAAGAUAUUUGAAAGGGUGGCAAGCAUUGGAAGAAAGCGAGUGGUAUUUGAUUAAGAUGCCAUACAUUUGCUUUUGAGAAGCAUUGCACUGUUUGCGUAGCGACUAUAGCAUGUCAGUCACUGGAAGUGACCGAACUUAUGAUUGGAAUGAGAAAAAUGAAGCGGCUGUCUUCUGGAGUGAGCGAACAUACAUUUAUGGUCUACUUCUCACGGCUUGAUGAGAUCCAACCGGGCACUAUGAUGCUUUGCAGCAUAGGAUGGAUGGUGGUCUCCAAAUCUGACACAGAUGGCGAGACAUUUAAAUAAUAAGUAGCAAUAAAAUAAACAUCAAUGAG